Spinacia oleracea (spinach) is the source of this 1408-nucleotide messenger RNA. Its product is annotated as protein IN CHLOROPLAST ATPASE BIOGENESIS, chloroplastic. Lineage: Eukaryota; Viridiplantae; Streptophyta; Magnoliopsida; Caryophyllales; Amaranthaceae. Bases 193 to 1233 code for a protein of 346 amino acids. The transcript has 11 exons. The record is from RefSeq and is a predicted model, not a curated record.
AAAACAAAUAAAAAAUAAAAUAAUCCCCUCCUACCGUCUCUCAUCGACUCAUCCUAUCAGUUUCCUCCCUCUUACUCAUCAGCCAUCCUCUGCCGCCGCCGGCGACACCAGUCACUCAGCCACUACGCAACAUUUUUUUUAAUAAUUAAACUAUCGCUUUUCUCUAUUAACCAUAAAUUACGUUAAAGAAAAAUGAGAGCCGGGGUGGCAGGCAUUGUAAAUGGAGGUCCUACUCUCACUUUCAGCGCCACCGGUUCACGGUUGCGCUCGUUCUCCCCUCGCCGUCUUCAAGUUCGAUGCUUUUCCUCUUCUGGUCAUAUAUCAUUUAUAAAGGAGAUUGCUGGCACUCAACCGCCUGAACAUCUUCAUCAAUUGCUAAAUGUGCUACAAUCAAAGGGUGAAACUAUUGUUUCUCCUGGAGCUAGGCAGGGCUUGAUUCCUCUUGUAGUUCCUCUAUCUAAAAAUUCAUCAGGGACAGUAACUGCCUUGCUCAGAUGGCCAACAGCUCCACCAGGGAUGGAGAUGCCAGUUGUGGAAGUACAUGAUCAUGGGGUUUGGCUAUUGGCGAAGAAUGUGGAUCAAUAUAUUCAUAGAAUUCUGGUUGAGGAAGAUGCAUUGAGCAAGGAUGAGUCUCAAGACGUGCUUUUUGCAGCUUCUUUUGAGGCUGGAAAAAAACUUUAUAAGAAGGGUGAUCUUGCUGAGUCUAAGACUCGUAACCUUGAUGUCUACCUUUUGAAAAAGGUUGGAUUGUUUCCAGAUGUUCUAGAAAGAAAAGUGAUGCGACAUUUUGAUGAUGGUGAUCAUGUUUCUGCAAUGGUGACUGGAGAAUUCUAUAUGAAGAAAGACCUUUUCCCUGGGUUUGCACGGCCUUAUGUUUUCAAUGCAAAGAUCUUGUUGAAGGUUGGGCGUGUUUCAGAAGCUAAAGAUGCUGCAAGAGUGGCACUAAAAUCACCAUGGUGGACUUUAGGCUGUCCAUAUCAGGAAGUUGCGGAUAUGGCACAAUGGGAAGACGAACAAAUUGAAUACAUUAAGGAGAAAGUCACAGAAGAGGGCCGGCAAGAAGAUUUGAAGAAAGGAAAAGAACCACACCAGGUAGCAUUGGAUGAAGCUGCUUUUUUGUUGGACUUGGCUUCCAUUGAAGGAUCUUGGGAUGAAUGUCUGGAGCGAGUUGCUGAAUGUUACAAAGAAGGUGGACUGAAUGAAAUUGCUAAAUUUGUUUUGUACAGAGAUUGAGUAGAAAAAGAGGUGAUGUGCUCGAUUUUCCUCUGUCCAUAAGUUAGCUCCAAUUUCCACUUUUGAUCACCCUCAAAAUUGUAUCUUUUUUCCCCUUGUAUACACAACUAAGAAUUCAUAGUACGGAAAUAAACUCUUGUAUAGAAUCUGACAGAAAUAAAAAUAUUCUUUAUCA